Messenger RNA from Perca flavescens (yellow perch), 1164 nucleotides. RefSeq lists its product as uncharacterized. Bases 1 to 1164 code for a protein of 387 amino acids. The record is from RefSeq and is a predicted model, not a curated record. NCBI's taxonomy places the organism in Eukaryota, Metazoa, Chordata, Actinopteri, Perciformes, Percidae. The transcript has 5 exons.
AUGCAAUACACCGCCCACGCAACAGGGGGCAGCAGAGUGCUCCACGGUGUUCGGUCGGCAGAGCCAGACCCUCCCGGAGAGUGGCUCUCGUCAGGGAGCAGCUGGCUGGCUGACUUCUUUUUAUCAGAUGCUGGCGUGUUUCCCCACCACAGCUGUACAGGGUCUGAGCAACAAUGGCACAAACCCAGGACCCAGGGUUUCAAGCCUGGUCCAACAAAUGAGAUGGUAGUGUUGUCAGCUCCGCCCAAGGAGAGAAGAGUGGCUAAAGGAAUCAGGAGUAACUUAUACAAAGGAGCCUGUAACCUGACCUGUGACCUUCCAGACAUGUCAGUCCUUCGGUUGAAUGACAUCUACCAAGGCAUGCCAAGGGAAACUGCUCCACUAAUAACAACCAUGGGAAUAGCAGGGGGUGUACCAUUAGUAGACAGUGCCUUUGGAAAAGUCCAAGAAGGUAGUGUUCUCUCCUACCAUCUUCCAGCAUGGACUCCACCAAUGACACAUCUACAUGCGACUGCACCACCACGACCAUCAUUACUUCUUGAUGGUUACUCUUUGGGGCCCUCGGAGUGUUGUUUUGUGCUUAACUACCAUCAGCAGCUGCACAUGAAAUCUCUUGAAACAUCAGAGAUCAUGGCGCACCAACUUGAGGAAAGCACAAGACAACAGAGCACACUGAAGGAAUGGCACCUUCUAAGAAAGCCACGAGUGACUUCCUCUAGAUUCAGAGAGGUUUGCCAUGUGAGAGGACAGUCCUCAGCGGAGAACCUGGCACUCAGGAUUCUACGGCCAGGUUAUCAGACUGCAGAAAUGAAGAGGGGUCUUCAGAUGGAGUCCAAGGCUGUAGAAGAGUACUGCCUUGUUAAGGAUGUAAACCACUAUCCUUGCGGUUUCAUCAUCCACCCAGAUGCACCAUGGCUCGGGUCAUCACCAGAUGGGUUGGUAUACGACCCGAAUGCUGAGCCUGCGUUUGGACUGCUGGAGGUGAAGUGUCCUAAUGUAAGAAGCUAUGUAGACUGUACGUACCUUAGGGUCUCCGAUGGAGUGCUACCGCUAAAACCAUCUCACACGUACUACUGGCAGCUGCUGCCUCAGCUGGGCAACUUCAUCCCGAAGACUCUCAUUCUCAGAGACCACCAAGUCCACAAACGCAGGGUCCGGCCUUGA